GGCGGGACAGACCCGAGCUAGGGUGGUUCUCCUUUUCCCCUUCUCCGAGCGCCCCCGCGCCAACUCUCGCGCCGGGUUCGCGGCGGAAACCUCCCUCCUCUUUCGCCUCCUUCGGCUCCUUCCCUCCGCCCUUCCACCGCCAGCCACUGGAAUCAAUUCUUUGGGGGAAUUGGGGCUUCGCCGCUGCCGCCGCCGCGGAGGACAGCCUUUCCGCGCGGGACUCCGGGGCACCGAUAGGGCCAUGUAAGCAGUUGCCGUCACCCCCAGCUACAACUUAAGGAGAUUGUGGGGUUUCGUCUUCAGUCUGUCCAGGGACUGGCUGUUGCAGGCUCUUUGUGAAGCGACCCUCCAGAGCGCCACGCCGGGCAUGGACGCCUUCUUCCGCACUUGGAGGAGCACGGGUGCUAGUGUCAUCGCCCAGUCACAAAGCUGCUAAGGCCGUCUCAGGGGCGUGGGCGUCAGGACAGGAGGGCAGCAUCCGAGGGCCACAGAGCCAUGCCUUUCGGCCUGAAGCUCCGCCGGACUCGGCGCUACAACGUCCUGAGCAAGAACUGCUUUGUCACCCGCAUCCGCCUGUUGGACAGCAACGUUAUCGAGUGCACGCUGUCUGUGGAGAGCACAGGGCAGGAGUGCCUGGAGGCGGUGGCCCAGAGGCUGGAGCUGCGGGAGACGCACUACUUUGGCCUUUGGUUUCUCAGCAAGAGCCAGCAAGCACGAUGGGUGGAGCUGGAGAAACCUCUGAAGAAACAUCUGGACAAAUUUGCUAAUGAGCCUCUGCUUUUCUUUGGAGUCAUGUUUUAUGUGCCAAAUGUGUCGUGGCUUCAGCAAGAGGCCACAAGAUAUCAGUAUUACCUGCAAGUCAAAAAAGACGUGCUCGAAGGGCGGUUGCGAUGUACGCUGGAACAGGUGAUCCGACUGGCGGGCUUAGCUGUGCAAGCUGAUUUUGGAGACUAUAAUCAGUUUGACUCUCAGGAUUUCCUCAGAGAAUAUGUGCUGUUUCCAAUGGAUUUGGCCCUGGAAGAAGCUGUUCUGGAGGAGCUGACACAGAAGGUGGCCCAAGAACACAAAGCCCACAGUGGAAUCCUGCCAGCAGAAGCUGAGCUUAUGUACAUCAAUGAGGUGGAACGUUUGGACGGCUUUGGACAGGAAAUCUUCCCUGUGAAGGACAAUCAUGGAAACAGUGUGCACCUGGGCAUUUUCUUUAUGGGGAUUUUCGUGAGAAACAGAAUUGGAAGACAAGCAGUAAUAUACAGGUGGAAUGACAUGGGGAAUAUCACUCACAACAAGUCAACUAUCCUGGUGGAGCUCAUCAGCAAAGAGGAGACUGCCCUCUUUCACACGGACGAUAUCGAAAACGCCAAGUAUAUAUCUCGAUUGUUUGCUACACGGCACAAGUUUUACAAACAAAACAAAAUCUGCACUGAACAAUCAAAUUCUCCACCCCCUAUCAGACGCCAGCCCACCUGGAGCCGGUCCUCCCUGCCCCGGCAACAACCGUACAUCUUACCUCCUAUGCAUGUCCAGUGUGGCGAACACUACUCGGAAACACACACUUCUCAAGACAGCAUCUUCCAUGGGAAUGAAGAAGCCUUGUAUUGCAACUCGCACAACAGCCUGGACUUAAGUUAUAUAAAUGGCACCGUCACCAAUGGCAGUGUGUGUAGCAUUCACAGCGUCAACUCCCUCAGUUGCUCCCAAAGCUUCAUCCAGGCUUCUCCCGUGUCCUCCAACCUCAGCAUCCCUGGGAGUGACAUCAUGCGGGCUGACUACAUCCCGAGCCACCGGCACAGCGCCAUCAUCGUGCCAUCCUACCGGCCGACCCCCGAUUAUGAGACAGUCAUGCGGCAGAUGAAGAGGGGGGUCGUGCACACGGACAGCCAGAGCCAGUCCCUGCGAAACCUCAACAUCAUCAACACCCACGCCUACAACCAGCCAGAGGAUCUGGUGUACAGCCAGCCCGAGAUGCGGGAGAGGCACCCCUACACUGUCCCUUAUGGGCCCCAGGGGGGCUACGGUAACAAACUGGUCAGUCCAUCGGACCAGAUCAACCCGAAGAAUACCACGGUGCCAAGCAAGCCCGGGGCAAGCGCCAUCUCACACACGGUGAGCACCCCGGAGUUGGCCAACAUGCAGCUCCAGGGCACCUAUAACUACAACACGGCCCACAUGCUCAAAAACUAUCUCUUCCGGCCACCACCCCCCUACCCACGGCCCCGCCCCGCCACGAGCACCCCGGACCUCGCCAGCCACCGCCACAAGUACGUCAGCGGCAGUAGCCCCGACUUGGUGACUCGCAAAGUGCAGCUGUCCGUGAAGACCUUCCAGGAGGACAGCUCCCCGGUGGUGCAUCAGUCUCUCCAGGAGGUGAGCGAGCCCCUCACGGCCACCAAGCACCACGGCACGGUGCACAAGCGCCACAGCCUGGAGGUGAUGAGCAGCAUGGUGCGGGGCAUGGAAGCCAUGACCUUGAAGUCGCUAAACAUCCCCAUGGCCCGCCGCAACACUCUGCGAGAGCCGGGGCCACCCGAGGAGGUGCCGGGGAGCCACGAGGUCCCCCAGCUUCCCGAGUAUCACCACAGGAAGACUUUCUCGGAUGCCACGAUGCUGAUCCACAGCAGCGAGAGCGAGGAGGAAGAAGAGGAGGCUCCGGAACCGGUGCCCCAGAUCCCCGUGCUCCGCGAGAAGAUGGAGUACAGCGCCCAGCUACAGGCCGCCUUAGCCCGCAUUCCAAACAAGCCCCCACCCGAGUACCCCGGACCCAGGAAAAGUGUGAGCAACGGGGCGCUGGGGCAAGACCAGGUGUGCCUUCCUCCCGCCAUCGCCAGGGCCAGGGUCCUGAGGCAGGGGCCAGCCAAGGCCAUCAGUAUCUCCCGGGCUGACCAGACGGCCAUCAACGGGUCCUCUCUUGGUCCAUCCAUCUCAGAGCCCGACCUGACAAGUGUGAAGGAGCGGGUCAAGAAAGAGCCUGUGAAGGAGAGACCUGUGUCUGAAAUGUUCUCCCUGGAGGACAGCAUUAUAGAAAGAGAGAUGAUGAUCCGGAAUCUAGAGAAGCAGAAGAUGGCAGGCCUGGAGGCACAGAAGAGGCCACUGAUGUUGGCAGCCUUGAACGGACUCUCGGUUGCUCGGGGCUCGGGGCGGGAAGAAAGUCGCGUUGAUGCCACCCGAGUUCCCAUGGAUGAGAGGUUCAGAACCCUGAAGAAGAAGCUCGAAGAGGGAAUGGUGUUCACAGAAUAUGAGCAGAUUCCAAAGAAAAAGGCAAAUGGCGUUUUCAGCACAGCAGCUCUGCCAGAAAAUGCUGAGCGCAGCCGUAUCCGGGAGGUCGUCCCCUACGAGGAGAACCGCGUAGAGCUCAUACCGACCAAAGAAAACAACACAGGCUACAUUAACGCCUCCCACAUCAAGGUGGUGGUUGGUGGGGCAGAAUGGCACUACAUCGCCACUCAGGGGCCUCUGCCGCACACGUGCCAUGACUUCUGGCAGAUGGUGUGGGAGCAGGGAGCGAAUGUGAUCGCCAUGGUCACCGCAGAGGAGGAAGGCGGACGAACCAAGAGCCACCGAUAUUGGCCCAAACUGGGUUCCAAGCACAGCUCAGCCACCUAUGGCAAGUUCAAGGUCACCACAAAGUUCCGAACAGAUUCCGGUUGCUAUGCAACCACAGGCUUGAAGGUCAAGCACCUUUUGUCCGGGCAGGAAAGGACAGUGUGGCAUUUGCAAUAUACUGAUUGGCCAGAUCACGGCUGCCCAGAGGAUGUUCAAGGAUUUUUGUCCUACUUGGAGGAGAUCCAGUCGGUCCGUCGCCAUACCAACAGCAUGUUGGAAAGCACCAAGAACCAGCACCCCCCGAUAGUGGUCCACUGCAGUGCUGGGGUGGGAAGGACUGGCGUGGUCAUCCUUUCUGAGCUGAUGAUCUACUGCCUGGAGCAUAAUGAAAAGGUGGAAGUGCCCAUGAUGCUGAGGCUCCUCAGGGAGCAGAGGAUGUUUAUGAUCCAGACCAUCGCUCAGUACAAGUUUGUCUACCAGGUCCUCAUCCAGUUCCUCCAGAACUCCAGACUCAUUUGACCCCCGGCUUCAGCUCCUGGAAGAGGCGGCCAGCCCCACCUUCCAGAUGGGGACGCACCUCCAGACAACAUCUGCUCCCCCGGCAGGGCGCGGAUGGCCGGAGCAGGCAGGUCACGGGCUCCCUGAAGACAGGAGCGCCCGGAUCGUUCACAAACAUCGUGUAUUAUUUUAUAGGAGAUAAUUUAUUUUUUCCCCCUUUGGAAUAACUUUUGUGAAUCAUCGUAAUGCAGUUUUCACAAUAAUAUAGUACUUUUCCUCUGAACCACAUUUUGACUGAUCUGCAUUGUAAUAGGUCAGUAGGGAGGGUUGCCUGGUGGAUUAUUUGGGGGACAGAGGCAUAAGGGAACACAUCUCUAGUGAAGUUGCAGCCAGAUUUGUAACCAGCCCUGAAAUUUGUCAGCCUCAUUGCUCACGUCCAAAUCAAAGAUGGCAAGAAAAUGAGUUCAUCCUAAAAUAUAAAAGAUAAGGGCUAAGGCCCUUUCCUGAAGAAGAACAAAACUCUUUUCUUAUAUUUGGGGGCUCCUGCGGCUUGAUGGGCAGUUCCUUCCCUUUCCCCUUUUUGCCCUCUCCCUCAGUAGUCUCUUUUUUCCUCCCAGGCUUGAGUUAAAGACAGGACCAGCUAGAGGAAAUGCUCCCUUUCCAAUGCAGUGAUUGCCAUUGCCCGGGAAGAACGAGGACUCUGUGUUGUAUCUUUCUCAACCACUCCUUAUUCUGGGCUCUGGAGCCUGUUCCCCUGCUGGAGACUGCACCCUUGAUAUUUGCUGCUUUUCCCUGUUGGCUCAGUGGACCCUAAUCUGGUGGCCUCCGAGGCCCUGGGCCAGGCCGUCUGUGCGGCUAGGCUUCUUGCCUGUUUGAGAGAAGAUAACAGACCAGUGUGGAAGAGAGAGGAGACAUGCAGGCCCUUGAUAUUGUUUCUUAUUUAAAUAUGAAGCGUGUGCUGACGGGGAUCUGAAGGUCAAGGUGCUGGGUGCCAUGGAAAGGUUAUAAAGGAAGCGGUUGGGAAAGCUGAUGUAUGGGGGCUCUUUGGCACUCAGGGGGCAGGGGCCCUGCCAGGAGCCACCCCAAGUGUUAUCCCCGCUGUGCUGCUAAGCAUCUCCAGCCUUUGGCCUGCAGGAGCAGAACUAAGCCCACCCAGGACCUUGCAGUCCAAAGCUUGGCCCACCUGCUGAAAGACGGUGAGAUUUGUGCUGCUUUCCUUUUCUCCAUACAGCCCACUCUGGUCAGUUGUGGUAUUAACCCUGCCCUCAGUUUGAAGCUCAGUCCUUAGUUCGUCUCCUUCUGGGCCUUCAUUGGCCACUGUCCUUCUGAAUUUUGUAGGUUAGUACAUAAUAAAUCAUGUUCUGCACAGUUUCCCUCCUGCUGACUUCUGGGGAAUUUUCCCCUCUACUGUCUAGUUUUUCUUGAUGCAACUUUUAAUUGUGGCUUUGUUCUUAAAAUUGACUUUUGCGGGUGUUCCAUGAUGCCUUCUUCCACUGCUCCCUUUUUUUUUUUCCUCCUGAGGUGCAAAUAUAAAGAAAGAAUGGCAUCCAGUCGACCAGAAAGAGUGUGCCUUUGUGGCUUCCGGUCACCACAACAGGCGGGUGCGGAAGCAGAUUCCUGAUGAACUACUUUGGGGUAUGAAUCAACUUGGUUUCACAUCUGGCCAGGUGUUAGAGUGGUGGUUCUCUGUAUUUGGACUCAGUAUCUGCCGAUGGAGGGCCUCCUACCUUCUCUUCCAAGGUCUAAAGAAUCAGUCAAGGAGUAGAACUUCAGCUGAGCGCCAUAGAUUCUGGAAUUUUGCUGCGUGAUCUGAAAAAGAAAACCACUAGUAUGACGUGUAUUUUCAGUGGAUCACAGCUCGUAACCCUCACUAGGAGACGCUCAGAAACUGGGUCAUCGGCAAGCAAAGAGGUAUUGUUUCCAUUUCCUUAGGGACUUCCCAUCCUUGGGAUAUUCUGCUGUUAGGGAUGUUUUAACAGUUGGUCUGCCGUUACUGGUUUAUUGUUUGAGGAACCACAUCGGUAUUUCUCUUUGUCUCUCAGGCCCCAGUGUGGGGUGUUAAAAUGUCUCAUGUGGGCAGCGUGUAGAUCUGCUGUCUCUGAG
Globicephala melas (long-finned pilot whale) is the source of this 6141-nucleotide messenger RNA. RefSeq names its product protein tyrosine phosphatase non-receptor type 14 (gene PTPN14). Gene Ontology annotation, molecular function: protein tyrosine phosphatase activity. NCBI's taxonomy places the organism in Eukaryota, Metazoa, Chordata, Mammalia, Artiodactyla, Delphinidae. The record is from RefSeq and is a predicted model, not a curated record. Gene Ontology annotation, biological process: lymphangiogenesis; protein dephosphorylation. Gene Ontology annotation, cellular component: cytoskeleton.